CAGAUAAUUUUCCUGAUUUAUCAAAAAAUAAAAUUCCAAAAAAACCCAUUAUUAAAGAAGAACCAGAUGUUGAAAAAAUAGAAGUAGAAUUUUCAGAAUUAAAUGUUGUUAAAGAGAUGAUAAGAAUAUUAAAGAGUAUGGAAGAUGAAAUGAAUAUUAAUAACUUUGAAGAUGGAAAUAAUUGGGAUCAAGUGAUACAAUAUUUUGAUUGGAGUAUAUUACUAAAUAAUUAUCAACAGAUGACACAAUUGUAUCGUAUGACAUUAUAUUAUAAAAAAAUGUUAGAAAGAGUUCCCGCGAAUCUACAAAUAACUUAUCAAUAUAUUCAAAAUAUAUUAAUAAUCAAUGAGAUUAAACCAUAUAAAAAAAAAGAAGACAUAAUAGUAAGAAAAUUAAAUCUUGUUAAAUGGAUGUUUCAACAAAUACAUGGUGGUUUUGUUGCGACUAAAAUAGUUGAUGAUGCAAAAAAUUUAUAUGAUAGAUGGAAUGUUUACAUUUUAUCUAAUAUAGAAGAUGAUAAUUAUUUUCAGUAUAAAAGUAAAACAGAAGAAUAUUUAGCAAUGAUAUUUGCAGAAUGGAUUAAAUAUAAUGUAGUGUCGGGAACAGAUUUACCACCUGGUAUUCCAGAUGCGAUUGCUGGAGCUCGUAGAAAAUGA
Messenger RNA from Racocetra persica, 656 nucleotides. Lineage: Eukaryota; Fungi; Glomeromycota; Glomeromycetes; Diversisporales; Gigasporaceae. The record is from the annotation of a GenBank genome assembly.